AGAGACUAGUGCUUGCGAAAUUCAACCAAUUAACAAUGACGUUAUUAUGAUGUUGUCGGAUUUGCCGCGAAAAUUGAAACCGGGAAGUUAACUGUUUUGGCAGAAUUUUUAAAGAGAGACAGCUCGAAAAUAACUUAGUUCCAGGUAACUAAAAUAUAAUGGGAAUACAAGGUCUUCUUCAGUUCAUCAAAGAUGCAGCAGAACCAGUCAAUGUGAAGAAGUACAAGGGGCAAACUGUAGCUGUGGACACGUAUUGCUGGCUUCACAAGGGAGCUUUUGCUUGUGCUGAUAAACUUGCCAAAGGAGAACCAACAGACCAGUAUGUCGCCUACUGCAUGAAAUUUGUUGACAUGCUUUUAUCGUAUGGAGUCAAGCCAGUAUUAGUUUUUGAUGGAUGUACCUUGCCUUCCAAAAAUGAAGUGGAAAAAUCUCGGAGAGAGAAACGGCAAGCAAACCUACAAAAGGGGAAACAGCUGCUUCGUGAGGGAAAAGUAGCAGAAGCCAGGGAAUGUUUUACUCGCUGUGUUAAUAUAACACCUGCAAUGGCUCAUGAAGUUAUCAAAGCUGCUCGUGCCCAAAGUGUAGACUGCAUUGUUGCUCCUUAUGAGGCAGAUGCCCAGCUAGCAUAUCUUAACAAGACUGGCAUAGCUCAAGCUGUCAUUACGGAAGAUUCGGAUCUCUUGGCAUUUGGAUGUAAAAAGGUGAUUUUAAAAAUGGAUAAGUUUGGAAAUGGGCUGGAAAUUGAGCAGGCUCAUUUAGGAAGGUGCAAGCAACUUGGAGAUGUGUUCACAGAAGAGAAGUUCCGCUACAUGUGUAUUUUAUCUGGCUGUGAUUAUCUUGCAUCAGUCCAUGGCAUUGGUCUAGCCAAAGCAUGCAAACUAUUGAGAGUUGCCAAUAAUCCUGAUAUAAUAAAGGUGAUUAAAAAAAUGGGUCAGUACUUGAAGAUGAAUUUGAGUGUGUCCGAUGAGUACAUAGAAGGAUUUGUUCGUGCAAAUAAUACAUUUCUUUAUCAACUAGUCUUCGACCCGCUUGACAGAAAACUUGUUCCUUUAAAUCCUUAUGAGAAUGGUAUUGACCCUAAAUCUCUGAACUAUGCUGGAUGCCUGUACAGCAAAGAAGCCAUGGCUGGAAUGAUAGAACUAUUGAUGAUCGGAAGGUAUCACAUUUACAAAGUAUAUGGGACAAAAGCUACAAGCCUGCAGGUGACAGUGUGUGCUCCACAGAACAUCUGCAGGUAUCUGAAAAACCUUGCCUACGAGGAGUUGAAAGAGUGAUUAGUACAAGUAAACUGAAACUACCUAGCAAAGUAUCGGUUGCUAAAAGGCCAAGAGAUGAUGAAUGUUCGGAAGACGACCUUUUAAAUCAGUACUCAUUUAUCAGCAAGAAACGGAAAACCGAACUUAAUGAAAGUCUAGUAACAAAAGAGCCUUGUCCUGAGAUUAUAUUAUCACCAUCCAUUGUGAACCUUCCAAGUGAUAAUGUUGUAAAGCCUCCGCUCAAACCACGGAACAAGUUUGCUACCAUCCUACAAAGAAAAAAUGAAGAUGCAGGUGCUGUUGUUGUGCCUGGAACUAGGAGCAGGUUUUUCUGUAGUCCUGAGCACAGUCCUGAUCCUGUGUCACACAAAGAAUCACAUGAACCUACUGAAGAGCCCAGGUUAAACAAAUGUGUGAAUUUGGAUAACUCCACUCCAAUAGCUGAUCUCUUAACAUUAAUAGAUGAGCAUGAAGAGCAACAUCCUUUGUCUCCUGAUUUGAACAAAUCAUGCACACCGGUCUCAGAAUCUACUCCACAGUCAAACAGGGGAACUGGCUGUUUUAGCUGGUCAGGUUGUCUUGUGGAGAAGUCAAAAACCCCAAGCCCAUCUGGCCUAUUAUUGCUUCAGCAAUUUCAUAGAAGGAAGGACAGCUUGUCUUGGAAUAAGAAAGACAAAGAAACCACUAAAUUUGGCACUGAAGUAGAGGAGAAGCAGGAGUCUGAAGAUGAAAAUGAUCUUUCAUCAGGAACCGAAUGUUUAUCACAGUCACAGAAUGGCAGUGGUUUCUCACAAGGCAUUUUAUGCACUGAGAAGGACUCCUUUGAGUUCUCUCAGGAAUCAAAUAAGGAUUCAGAGUUAGAGGUCUCUGAGCAUAGCUCUCAGUCAGAUCAAGAAAGUGUCAGCCAUUCUGCAUGUACUCCUGUGCUGAAUGCACAAAAGGGCACACCUAUUAGGAGCAAGGUACUCAGGUUACAAAGGGUUAGCCCAGGAACACCAAAACAAAAUACAACUUUCAAGCUUUCAGGUCCGGCAAAGGCUAGUGGUUUAAGAAAGCGAUCCUCAUCUUCCCAGAAGAAGAAAACUACUUUUAAUGAUGAAAACAAGCCAUCAGGGCAGGUUAAAAUUAACGAUCUCUGGAAGAACUUUGGUUUUAAAAGAGAUUCUGAAAAGCUUCAGUCUUGCAAGAAAAGUGAGCCAAUGUCUCCAGUGAAGGACAAUAUCCAAGCUCUGACGCCUGAAACAAAGGAGGACAUUUUUAGUAUGGCAGAAGGUAGUACUGUGCAGCGAGCAAUAUUCUGCUGAAGAACAGCAUUCACCAGUGGAUGUUUUUAAUCUUUUACCCAUUUAACCCAACACCUUUCAGUGAAAGGUUAUGAGCCUGUUGGUUAAUGGUUACAGUGGACUUAUCUGUUAUCUUUGUUUUACAAAGAACGCACAAUCAUUGCUCCUCUGAAUGCAACGGAUGCUGACUUCACUGCAGUUUCUAACAGGAUUACCAUACUGACGACUAAGAUCAGUGCAUAGGAUAACUACUAAACUUUGCCUUCAGGGUCUUCCUUUCAAUUCAUAGUAGUGGAGUGACUGUUGUAUAUUUUGCAGCAUUUACAUGCAUUGUGAUGUGAAUACCUAAAGUAGUAGUCUCACUGAUUUUUUUUCAGAUGAUAGCAUUGGUGAUUAUAUCAGAAUGCUUGGUGCUAAACUUAAAUUACUUCACAUUUCCCUAACCGCACACAUGCUCUAAGUAAAAUAAUUAGCAGCUGACUCUCUUCACAGACAAAAUCCAAGCUUGAUUUUUGGGCUGCCUUAGACAAUCCCAUUUCUUGUUGUUAACAAGGAAUCACGGACUCUGAACAGCUCUUACUCACUCUUUGGGAGUCAUGUUCCACAUUUUUAGUCCUUCUAUUUUCUAGUUAACUGUAAGACAUUUUGUGGGAAAAGGUAGCAGUGAGGUGAGCUUUUAAAGUUUUGACUUUCAAUAGACACUGUAGUACCUGCCAUGUUCACACUUUAUGCAGAUAUGCUGUCCUUUGCAUGUUGAGGGUUGCUACAUUGUAGUGCCUACCACUGUAGUAUUUCCCUGAGCUUGAGUUCAUCCUCUCAUGAAGUCAAUAGAAAGGGAUUCCUGUAUCCAUCUCUUUGAAUUUCCAUGUUCUGUGCAUGGCCCAUGGUCACUAGUCUACCAAGGUAGUCUUUUAUUGGUUGCAAACAUGCUACCCAUCUAGCUGAUAUUUUUUUAUUAGCUUAUUUCAAUAAUGCACCUAUGUUGGGCAUUGCACAUAAUAGAAAUGAUUUAUCUACCCUUUGUACAACUUAAACUAAACUAGUCGGUUAACAUGCAUCAUUCAUCCAGAAAAAUGCAAUGUUUAUGAAUUUUGCCGUCUUUCACAAUGUUUUGAUAAAGUGACUUGGAUUCAGUGAAUAAAAUGUAAAUAUCUCAAUUCGAAAAAAAAAAAAAACAAAACUAAUCAUUUUUAAGAUAUGUUGCUCAAUUUAUAAUUUGUGUGACCUUUUAUCAAUCAGUAUGGACUCUCACUAAUUCAUAAAACUAUUUGCUGGUUGGAAGUUGUAUGGUUCCUAUUAAGAAAGAGUUUGCUGCUGGAAGUAUAGGUUCAUCACUUGAAAAGACGCUGUGAAGCCUGAUUAGGUUCAUUUGUAUUUAAAUUCAAAUGAACACUUUCUGCAUUUUACUACACUGAUAAUUUUUACAAAGGUGGAAUUAUUUUUCCUUCUGACAUUCAGUCCUUGAUUUUUACACCUGAAGUUAUUGAUAUCACUGAUUAUGAUUAUGGUUGUAGUCCCUGUCAAUGCAGAGGAACAGUUGUCUUAUGGAUAAAGUUAGAGAUUCAGGACAUAGCAUAAUCAGCCUGAUGGUGCUAAUUGUAUAACAAAAGUAUAUAAAAAGUGCAAAUGUGAUAGAUUGAACCUCUUAUAAUGCUGAUGACCAUGUUACCUUGGGAUUGGCUAGGUAACUGAGAAGUAGUGUUUUCCAUUAGUAAGUUGCACCACUGUGAUUUGCUGCUUGUUUGCCAUCCAUUGAAUGUAUAAUAAAACUGCAGAAAGAUAACAGUCA
This is a messenger RNA of Protopterus annectens (West African lungfish), 4328 nucleotides long. It is a transcript of the gene EXO1, whose product is annotated as exonuclease 1. Gene Ontology annotation, molecular function: 5'-3' DNA exonuclease activity; metal ion binding; DNA binding. Gene Ontology annotation, biological process: DNA recombination; mismatch repair. The record is from RefSeq and is a predicted model, not a curated record. Lineage: Eukaryota; Metazoa; Chordata; Ceratodontiformes; Protopteridae. Gene Ontology annotation, cellular component: nucleus.